Molecule: messenger RNA, 432 nt
Organism: Camelina sativa (false flax)
Lineage: Eukaryota; Viridiplantae; Streptophyta; Magnoliopsida; Brassicales; Brassicaceae
Biological process (GO): phosphatidic acid biosynthetic process; lipid homeostasis
Molecular function (GO): carboxylic ester hydrolase activity; lysophosphatidic acid acyltransferase activity
Source: RefSeq, a predicted model, not a curated record
AUGUUUGGAUUUGGUUAUGUUCUUGGGCAGGUUAUUCUCAGUUUAGCUGCUAAAGGUUUUCAGAAAUCUAUUCCUCUUUGUCGGGAAACAUUCUUCUCUGGAGCCAUGGAUGAUCAACUUGUAAAGCGUUACCAGGAUCUUUUGACAAAGAGUUCACGGAUGCCGCUGUUUGACCUGAGGAAGCUAAACGCAUCACUUCCAGUGCCUAAACCAAUGGAGACCUCGACAAAAGUUCUUGUUUUAGGUGCCAAAGAUGAUUUCAUAGUGGACGAUGAAGGACUUAAGGAAACCGGGCGGUUUUAUGAUGUUGAACCGGUUUGUAUUGACGGUGUUGCUCAUGACUUGAUGCUAGAUUGUUCAUGGGAGAAAAGUGCUGAUGUUUUUUUGAAUUGGCUACGUGGUUCGUCUAAACUGGGAAAUUUACAUGCUUAA